This is a messenger RNA of Schistocerca gregaria, 1603 nucleotides long. RefSeq lists its product as uncharacterized. Lineage: Eukaryota; Metazoa; Arthropoda; Insecta; Orthoptera; Acrididae. Gene Ontology annotation, molecular function: microtubule minus-end binding. The transcript has 3 exons. Gene Ontology annotation, cellular component: HAUS complex. Gene Ontology annotation, biological process: spindle assembly. The record is from RefSeq and is a predicted model, not a curated record. The coding region runs from base 99 to 1274 and encodes 391 amino acids.
AUAUAUCUCAUACAACAUUUCUCUACAUUGCCUGCUUUCGCUUCAACUCAAUACCUCUUCGAUGCAUUUAUCUCUCUAUCUACACACACUUUGACAGCAUGAAUUCUAAACAACUUGAGCUGCCCAUAUCUAUCAGCACCGACAUUUUAGAGAACAAUCCUAAAUUUACCUCUAUUUUAGAAGACCUGGUGAAUAACCAGAUUACGCAGUGUGGCGGCAGUAAAGUUCUACACGAUGAACUGUAUAGCUUGACCUCCGAAGUGACCAAGGCAAAAUCAUCUUAUUUGCAAAAAUACACCUUAUAUAAUGAGCUCAAAUGUAUUUUGAUGAGCCACGAGACGAGUUCUUUAUCCAUUCUUUCCGAGGAACCAGACUAUGUGGAAGAACUGAAUCAAAUAAGGCGGGUUUUGCUUCGAGAGGAGAGUCAGUAUCACGUCCAUGAGCUUAACUCUAAGUUCAUUGAUUUUUUAUUAUCAGAAAGCGCCUAUACACAAAAUCUAUACUCCCUAGCACAACGCAUACCAGAAAAUAUACGCCAUUCUUGCACCUUACAUUGUAUAGAUAAUGUGAAUACCGAAGGAAACGCUGACACUUCACAGUCAACUCCUGUGCUUGGCAUCUUACCAAAAGAGGUCACCUUUGCUGCCGAUGCUCGCGUCAAUUCUAUUCGUUCUGUCCUCAAUGAGUUGCGACGCAGGCUUGAGACAAGAUUUUCUGACUUGAAGGAGUUCUAUGAUCUUGAAUAUGACUCUGAAACUACAGAUGACAACCUAAGCGUCCUUGAGAAGUUUUCUCAGUUUAACAUGGAUAUUCUUCAAUCCAGGCAGAAACGGGAUGAAAAAAGACUAACUGUGAAAAUUUCUAAAAUUAGAGCAGAAAGGUUUCAUAUUGACAGUCUUCGCACUGUUUUAGAAAUUCAAAGCAUGGGCCGCAAGUUAGAGCAUUACAAAGUUUAUCAAAAACAAUUUGAUGAAGUUGAAUUGGAUUGGCUACAUCUAAAACUUGAAACAGCAACCAAAAAACUGUUGCUUCUAAAAGAACAAAUUAUCGGUGAAACCUAUACUCCUGGAGCCCUGGCUGCAUUGAGGCAGAUAAGGUCACACCUCAUUGAAAAGAAAAAGGUAGUGCAACAGGAGUACGAUGAAGUAAGCAAGCAAUUAGAACAAUAUGAAAAUCUGGGAGAGACAUUCGUUCAACUAGCCAGCGAGUAUAGAAAUAUCACGGAGCAGCUAGAAAACAAGAAAUGGGCAAUUGAACAGCUCAAGCAAAAUUAAGAAUUCUGGCUAUAUAACGAAUUGUUCAAGCGAAGCUUUCUUAAUAUCUAGGGAAGUAUAUUACACAUCAAAUGGCAAGACAAUAUGUUUUUGUGUUUUUCAUUGAAUAGGCAUGCGAAUGUUAAAUAAUCUAUUUGUUUUUAUUGUUUAGACAAUUGUGUUUGCAGAAGAAGCAAUUUUUGGCCAGAGAUCCGCACAUUCUUUAGCUACAGGGCCAGUGAUUUGAGACCCCUUCAUUUCUCCUUUUGAAUUUAUAAUAACACCAGCAUUGUCUUCAAAAUAUAUAAAGACACCAUCUUUACGGCGCCAUGUUUGACGUUGGCGGACAA